AUGGGGAGUCUUAGAGAUAGCAGCCGUCAAAAUACUUAAUCUGAUGAGGAUGGUGUUGGGCAUGUAAACAAUCAAGUCAUUAUUAGAUAAGAAGAGGAUAUGGUUGAUUUAAAUCAUAUUAAUCUUCGUGAAAGGACCAAUAAUAGAAUCAUAUUUAGAAAAGUGCCUUAUCACAUUUGGUUUGUGGGAGCUUUGAUAUUUAUAGCAUCCAUUUAUCUAGUUUAUACUUUGGCUCUUGGCUACUUUGGAGUUUUAAACAGAGGUCCCAAAUAAGGUUUUUGGUGGUAAUACCUAGUGGUUGUUUUGAUGUUUCUACUAUCCUUCACUUUCCUAUUUGCAGGAAAGAUUGAAUCAAUUAUAUUUGACAGACAAAAGCAAGAGUUGCAGCUGUGGAAAACUAGUUUAUUCUGUUUGAGGAAUGUCAAAAAGUACUCAAUGCAUGAUAUAGUAGAUGUAAAAGGCUAUAAAAAGGGGCAUAGUGGAAUAAAUGUCUAUACUUUACAUUACAAAAUCAUGAUUGAGUUUCGAAAUAUUCCAGCUAUAAAACUAACUGAGACUGGAAUCGAGAAUAAAUGCAUCAAAUAAGUAAAUAUAGAUUUUAAUGUUAAAUAUAUCUUAGAUGUGCCUGAUCAGAAACUUCCUUGGACUAUAUUGCACUGA
Stylonychia lemnae is the source of this 660-nucleotide messenger RNA. Lineage: Eukaryota; Ciliophora; Spirotrichea; Sporadotrichida; Oxytrichidae. The record is from the annotation of a GenBank genome assembly.